Molecule: messenger RNA, 2871 nt
Organism: Trichechus manatus latirostris (Florida manatee)
Lineage: Eukaryota; Metazoa; Chordata; Mammalia; Sirenia; Trichechidae
Gene: PSAP
Product: prosaposin
Exons: 14
Coding region: 156-1730 (524 amino acids)
Biological process (GO): sphingolipid metabolic process; adenylate cyclase-inhibiting G protein-coupled receptor signaling pathway; epithelial cell differentiation involved in prostate gland development
Cellular component (GO): lysosome
Source: RefSeq, a predicted model, not a curated record
AGCGGAGCUGAGUCAGGCUGCUGGAGGAGCCCUUGCGGGCCCGGCCGGGGCGGAGUUUGCGCCUGCGCAGUGAGCGGCUUCGGGGCGGGGCUGGUUUAUAUCUGCGGAGGAUCACCUGACGUUCUGCAUUGCAGACUGCGGAGUUAGACUGCGCCAUGUACGCGCUCUUGCUUCUGGCCAGCGUCGUGGGCGUGGCUCUAGGCAGCCCUGUCCUCGGCCUCAAAGAAUGCAGCAAAGGCUCGGCAGUGUGGUGCCAGGAUGUGAAGACGGCGGCCGACUGUGGGGCCGUGAAGCACUGUCUGCAGACUGUCUGGAACAAGCCAACAGUGAAAUCCCUUCCCUGUGACAUCUGCAAAGACGUCAUCAUGGCAGCUGGCAGCAUGUUGAAAGGCAAUGGCACCGAGGAGGAGAUCCUUGAAAACUUGGAGAAGACCUGUGAAUGGCUUCGUAAUCCAAACUUAACUGCCUCAUGCAAGCAGAUAGUGGACGCCUACUUACCGGUCAUCUUGGACAUGAUUAAAGGAGAAAUGAGCCGGCCUGAGGAGGUAUGCUCCGCUCUCAGACUCUGCCAGUCUCUUCAGAAGCACCUGGCUGAGCUGAAUCACCAGAAACAGCUCGAGUCCAAUAAGAUUCCCGAACUGGACAUGUCCCAGGUGGUGGCUCCCUUCAUGGCCAAUAUCCCCCUUCUCCUCUACCCUCAGGAGGGGCCCCACAGCAAGCCCCAGCCAAAGGCUGAUGGGGACGUUUGUCAGGACUGCGUUCAGUUGGUGACUGACGUCCAGGUUGCUGUAAGGACCAACUCCACCUUUGUCAAGGCCUUGGUGGAUCAUGUCGAGGAGGAGUGUGACCGCCUGGGGCCUGGUUUGGCUGACGUGUGCAAGAACUACAUCAACCAGUAUUCUGAAAUUGCUGUCCAAAUGAUGAUGCAUAUGCAACCCAAGGAGAUCUGUGGGCUGGUUGGAUUCUGCGACGAGCUGAAGGAGAUGCCCAUGCAGCCUCUGAUUCCUGCCAAGGUGGCCAUGGAGAACGUCAUCCCCGCCCUGGAACUGGUGGAGCCCAUUAAGAAGGACCUGGCCCAGGCGAAGGAUAGUGUGUACUGUGAGGUGUGUGAGUACAUGGUGAAGGAAGUGGUCAAGCUCAUUGACAACAACAGGACCGAGGAAGAAAUAAUCCAUGCUUUGGAGAAAGUGUGCUCAAAGCUGCCCACCUCCAUGUCUCAGGAGUGCCAAGAGGUGGUGGACACGUAUGGCAGUGCCAUCCUGUCUAUCCUGCUGCAGGAGGCCAGCCCUGAGCUGGUGUGCAGCAUGCUUCACCUCUGCCCCAUCCAGGGGCUGCCGGCUCUGAAAGCACACGUGAGUCCACUGAAGGAUGGUGGCUUCUGUGAGGUGUGCAAGAAGUUGGUUAGCUACUUGGAUCACAGCCUGGAGAAGAACAGCACAAAGCAGGAGAUCCUGGCUGCUCUCGAGAAAGGCUGCAGCUUCCUGCCUGACCCUUACAAGAAGCAGUGCGAUGACUUUGUGACCCAGUAUGAGCCCGUGCUGUUAGAGAUCCUGGUGGAGGUGAUGGACCCUUCCUUGGUGUGCCUGACGGUGGGAGCCUGCCCCUCAGCCCAUAAGCCUCUUUUGGGAGCUGAGAAGUGUGUCUGGGGCCCGAGCUACUGGUGCCAGAACAUGGAGACAGCAGCCCAGUGCAAUGCUGUCGAGCAUUGCAAACGUCAUGUGUGGAACUAGAAGGAAUGUUCCAUCCUGGAGAAACUGCAGCGUCUUUUCCUACUUCUGUAGCUGGGGGAAUGAACGCGCACAUCUGUUGAUUUUGUUUUGAAAAUAGGCUUCCCUCCCCUCACCCCAUGUCUUAAGUCUCUUGUUGUAACAUCGCUGUCAGUGUGGGAGGCACCUGCCCCCCACUGACAUAGUGCUUCAGUGUCCCUUUUCUCUCUGCUAGACAGCGGCAUCCUGCGUCCUGGGGUCUUAGCCUGCCUGUGCACGGUGGCGACGUGGAGAAGGGAUACUUGGUGCUGGCAUGAGCCAGUGCUUCCUGACAACAGCUGUCCACCUGCUGUACCUGGGCCUUGUUCUGAGCCUGGCCAGGCGCUUGGACACUGGGGGGCUUGGGCUUUCUGAGGCCUCCACCCACGCUAAUGAGGGACCCUGCCCUCUUCCCAGGUCUGUUGGCUGCUGUACAGAGAAGCAAAACAAAGGCAGUUGUAUGUGAAGGAACAGAAGCUCACGCUAGUUAGGCUUUUUAAACAGUGUAGUUCCCACUGUGCUAGUGCAGAUUGUGAGAAGCUGCUGAUGGCUCAGGGGAGGUGGCUAGGUCCGAGGGUUUGCUGCCCCAGGCUGACCCUGAUUCAGCUUUCCUGUGUCUUUUCUUUGUGCUGCCUUGUUGGGGGUUCUGUGGGUCUGGGUGGGAGGGAGAACUCUGGCUGAAUGUAACUUGAUAGCUCUGUGUGGUGAGCCUGUGAGGCCUGGCUUCUGUGAGUGUGUGACAGUGGUGCAGCCCCAUGCCUGCUUCGUGUGUGCCCGGCCAUCACCACCCCGUCACUUUCGGCAGCCACAGCCUCACCCACUGUAGAUGCUCUUUCUGACCUUCCCUUUCAGUCAGUGUGGAUGAGGAGCUCCUAAGCUUCUGGCUUCCUGGUGGAGGGUGACAGGCCGAGGGCUCUGCCGGGUGUGGGAGUGGGUGCUGCCUGGGGCCUCAGCCGCUGCACUGCUGCCUCUCCUGUUUGGCUGCAGCGUCUGUUCUGUUUCUGGUUGUCAGUCAACAUCACACAAAGCCAGGAAGACAUGUUGUUACUAGUAAAUGGACUUAAUGAUUUUUGUUUGUUUUGCACUAAAGUUUCUGUGGUUUAACAAUAAAGUUCUGUCCACCAGA